GUCCCAUUGCCAUCCCUACUCCUAUUAUCUAUCCUCCCACUUUUUCAUUGUCCUACCAAACGGAGCCAUAGUUGACUUUCCUUUAACUCAUUUCUUCUAGCUUGGAGCUUCAUCUCUUCCCAGAAUUGGGUAAUGAAUUUGAGUGUUGAGAUAUGAAAAUUGAGUACUCUCUAAACCAAACAAUUUUCCCUCUCUUUCUUACUUUCUCUCUACCCAAACACAAAUUAAAUAAAAAUGUCUUCUCCAUCUCCAUGUUCUUCUUCUCGGUCUUCUCAAAGGUACCGCAUAGGCUACGCUCUUUUACCCAAAAAAGUUCAAAGCUUCAUCCAAAACUCUUUAAUCAACCAAGCCAAACAACGCGGCAUCGAUCUCAUCAAAAUCGACUCCACAAAACCCUUAACCCAACAGGGACCGUUCGAUUGCGUCAUCCACAAACUCUACAGCAGCCCCGAUUGGAACGACCAAUUGCAGCAACUCUCUCUCCAUCACCCAAACGUCGUCGUAAUCGACUCUCCGGAAUCCAUCGAGCGUCUCCACGAUCGAACCUCCAUGCUCGAUGUGGUUACCAGCUUGAAAAUCCCUAAAAGGAACCAAACGUUUGGGGUUCCAAAACAGAGAGUAGUGCAUGAGUCUGAGAAUCUUAUGGAUUCGAUUGAAGAAGCAGGGCUGAAGUUUCCGUUGAUAGCGAAACCGGUAACGGCCGACGGCAGUGCCACGUCGCACGAGAUGUCCUUGGUGUUCAACGAGAACGGGUUAAAGAAAUUAAAAAAACCAAUUGUGAUGCAAGAAUUUGUAAACCAUGGCGGAGUGAUUUUCAAAGUGUAUGUGGUGGGAGAACACGUUAAAUGCGUGAAGAGGAGAUCGUUGCUGGAUAUAUCUGAAGAAAAACUGAAUAGUACGGCGGUGGAUGAGGGUUUGUUGUUGUUUUCACAGAUAUCGAAUUUGGUCGCAAAAAAUGAAGUUGGGGGAUGUUCUGAGCUGGAGAAGGCUGUUAUUGCGAGAAAUAAAGGGAAGGGAUUUUGUUGCUCUGAAGUGGAUGAGCUUGUGGAGAAGGCGGAAAAGCCACCUUUGGAGUUUGUGAUGGAGUUAGCCCAAGGGUUGAGGGAGGCACUGGGGCUUAGGCUUUUUAACUUUGAUUUGAUUAGGGAUAGUCGAGAUGGGAAUAGGUACUUUGUUAUUGAUAUCAAUUACUUUCCUGGGUACGCUAAAAUGCCCGACUAUGAGUCGGUUUUGGUGGACUUUUUUUGUGAUCUUGUGGAAGAGAAGAGGAGGAAGGUGGAAUUGGGUGUGAAGGAGAAUCAAGAGGUGAGAUGUGGUGAGAUUGAAGAGAAAAAUCACUUGUGUGAGUAAUGCUUUGUGUGUGUGUUAAUAAGCAAGGUAACGCGGUUGGGUUAAGCAUUUAUGGUUUACUCAGCUGAAUGGAUCAAGUCUUGACGCACAAGUACCUUUUCGGCUUUUUGUGUGAAUUCCAUAUAUUGUUCUGAUUUCGCCAGAAGGAGGUACCUUUCAAAUAGUUGAAGGCUUGAAGCCCGAAUUCAAUCCACCUUUCGGUUACUUGAAGUGCUAAUUUAAGGGAAAUGUUUUGCCAAGCAUGUUCAGACAUGUGUUGAACAAGCAGGCAGCUGUGUCACUGAAGUAUUUGUGUCCAUAUGUGUUGGCAAGGAAUACCAGGGUGUUUGCCGUGUCUCUGCUUCCUAGGAUCCAUCCUCUCUUCCAAAAACAGAAGCUUAAAUAAUAAAAUUUGUUGUUUUGGGAAAAAAAAAAAAGGAACAAUAUUUCAUCUCCCUUAUGUUUCCCUUUAAAUUGAAAUCAAUUUGAUAAAGUCUAGGAAGAAAUUCUAAAAUUUAGGAGGUUCAAUGGUUUUUGCUGAGCUAGCUAAUUUUGGUAAAUUUUUAUGGAAAUGACAGUGAGAUUUUGAGACAUUUUCUUUUGUCGUAACUGGUUUCCUAUUUGGCCUGCGGGCGAACUUCUCAUUUAUUAUUUAGGGCAUUGUUUCUUGUGGUAUGUUUUACAGGCUGCUGCAUAGAUGAGGUCCCUUCUGUUCUAAUCUUAUGUUAAGCUUCCUCUUUACCUAUUAUAAAAUAAUUGUGAAGGAAGUUUUUGUUAGUGACUGUCCUCUGUCCAAUGCUAGACUCUGAUCUUCAUACUGACUGUGGACUAGCAUUACAUUAUUCUGAGUUUGUUACUUCCCUUUCUUUUUUCUUUUUCUUUUUUUCUGAUAAAUAUUUAAGUUAUUGGAAAAAUAAGAUGCUGGUAUCAGGGUUUGGUCAUUCUAGUAGCAUCUUACUGUUAAUAUAAAUGGGAAGGGAGUGGGGGAGGUUAGUUAAGUAUUUUGUCAAUCUUAUAUUUGAUUUCCGAUUUUGGGUGUUCCCAGCACGAUGGUGUUCUAUGGAGUUGCAGUGAUUCCAUUGUGAUUUGAUGACAUGUAAUCCAUUUCCAAACGUUAAACAUGAUAAAUGACUUCAUUUAUUUUUGGGGUCAUUUUUUGGCA
Quercus lobata is the source of this 2491-nucleotide messenger RNA. RefSeq names its product inositol-tetrakisphosphate 1-kinase 1-like. Gene Ontology annotation, cellular component: cytoplasm. Bases 235 to 1350 code for a protein of 371 amino acids. The record is from RefSeq and is a predicted model, not a curated record. The transcript is spliced from 2 exons. Lineage: Eukaryota; Viridiplantae; Streptophyta; Magnoliopsida; Fagales; Fagaceae. Gene Ontology annotation, molecular function: ATP binding; magnesium ion binding; inositol-3,4,5,6-tetrakisphosphate 1-kinase activity. Gene Ontology annotation, biological process: inositol trisphosphate metabolic process.